UUCGCGUCAAUGUCAUACCAUCAAUAAUGUUGAUUUUCUGAUUGUUGAUUUAAAAUUAAAAAGCUUUCAAUUGGCCAAAACAAAUUUGUUCGCCAUGAAGCUGCCGGUGAUUUGUCGCACGUGCGACUCCACGGACACCGACAACCUUCUGAAGCUGGCCACGCCCUCGAAAAAGUAUCCGGACAAAUUGCUUUCGGAGAUUUUAUGCGAGCUAACCGAAAUCAAUCUGGAUGCAAACGGCAGUCAGAAACUUCCGCAAUGCUUGUGCAGCGGAUGCAGCAAGAAAUUAAUGGGUGCCUAUUGCUAUGUGAAACAGGCGCUGGCCGCCAACGAACUUCUAAUGAAACAUCUAAAGAACGGAGCUGCUCCAACGUCAACCGACUGUCUGCAGGAGGCACCGAUGGAGCUGUGUGCUGAGCAGCAUGUGGAAGUCAAGCUGGAGACUGAAGAUGAGGACUGUGGAGAAAAUGAUGUUACUAUCACUUGUUCCGAGCUACCGGAACCGGACGAAAUGGACAUGGAGAGCAAAAAGUCGGUGGACCCACUGACCAUGAUUGAAACUGUGAAGCUGGAAAUGGAACCAAGAAGCGUGGAGAAGCCAGCGUAUGACGAACCCACAUCGGACUUUGAAGACGAAGACUCCCUGGAUAAUUUGCCACUGUAUAAUCGCAUUCAAAGGUGGAAAACAGGAAGGAAAUCGGUAUAUAAGUGUCAGGACUGCCCUAGGAGUUUUAAACGAUUCGAUUUCUUGAAACGCCAUGAAAUGCGCGUCCAUAAGCCAGAAACCCGAUUAUAUGACUGCUCCCUUUGCAUUCGCAAGUUCAGCCGCAGCGAAGCCCUCGAAGCACACCUAAAAGUUCACCGGAAUUCAAAACGAUCAGCCAACAUUAGCGAGCACAAGAAGGCCAAGGCCGUGGAUUUGAAUCUCUGCAAACCGCAUGGUUACAAGCUGAUUGAGUGCAUGAUCUGCCAGAGCCAAUACAACAAGAUUGCUGAUCUGCGAAGGCAUUUGGAGGAGCACCCCGAUAUCGUUAGCCUGUGCGGACGCCCAAAUAUGGAGCCCCAUGAGCUGGCAGAGCUGUUUUAUCCCGAUUCAAAGGACCUCAGUGAGGAGCAGUUAAUUAACUUGAUUCGCAAGGAUCUGGAUGCGGGUAUCUAUCAGCGUUUCUAUUCGAUAACGAACCAAAGUGGCUACGAAAUGGAUCUGGACAGCUCGGAGACGGACAGCGACCUGGACGGAGAUCCCGAUGACCAGCACAAGAGGCGAAAGAUGUCGCGCAAAGCCACCUACAGCUGCGAGCUGUGCCAGCAAAAGUUCCCGCGAAAAUAUCAGCUUUAUGACCAUCAGCGACAAAGUCACAGUUGGUCAGACGCUCCUCACGUCUGCGGGCGAUGUGAUGGUCGUUUUGUUAGUCUGCAACUGCUGCGCCACCACAACGAGUCGCAGUGUAGGAAUGCACAAAAGCGAUUUCUCUGCCACAAAUGCCCGCUACGCUUUCGCUGGAAACACAACCUGAAAACACACUUCCGCGAACACAGGAUUACAAAUCAAACGUUUGAAUGUUCCGAGUGUAAACGGGUCUUUGACAAAAAGAAAUCCCUCACCGUUCACCUGCUUAGCGUACAUGCGGAGGAAUCCAAGCUGAUUCCCUGCCAGUGGUGCAGUCGCAAAUUCUAUCGGCACGACUACUUGGUAAAACACCUGAAGCGACACGGUUUGAAAGAGCAGGACAUUCCCUUGGCAGAAACAUUGAUUGCUGCCACAUCGCGGCCAAACGGAGCGAAGCGCAUUACUUGCCGCAUGUGCAACCUGCAUUUCGAGCGUAUUGUUGAUCUGCGAGCCCAUAUCCAGUUGGAGCUUAAGCUAUCCCUGUCGCUACACCAGAGCUACGACUCCCCGCACAAUUAUUCAAUAACAAACGAGUCUGGCUUUGAGCUGCAGCUGGAGGAUUCGGAAACCGAGGACGAGAUGCAGCCCGGUGUGGGCAGUCGUCCCGUAUAUAUUUGUGAGCUGUGCAGCGUGCAGUGCAAGCGGAAGUUCGAAAUGAUCCAGCAUCAGCGGACAAUGCAUCGCUUUGACAAAAUGCCACACGAAUGCGACGACUGCAUCUUUAAAUGUGUCUCCAAGAGCAUUAUGGACCACCACCGGCAAGGCCAGUGUAGUAGUACAGAAAAGAAGCAUCCAUGUGGCAAGUGCUCCUACAAGUUUAUGUGGCCAGAGAACCUGGAGCAACAUAUUCUCCUGCAACACAGCAAGUCUUCCGUCAGCAAUCCGGCUGGCGUCAGACACACGCAAGGGACCGGUGACCUGGAAAAGGAUGCCACUGAGGACGGAGUACCGCUGCUACAGUGUCCACACUGCGAUCGCACGUACCAGAUGAAGUCGCGCCUGAACAAUCAUAUUCGCGAUGUGCACAUAAACGGCGACCGCAAGCGCAAGGAGGCCAUCAAGCGCUUCCUCUGCUCCCUGUGCGGAAUGGAGACGAGAUCAGCCGCCGCUCUUGUGACCCAUAUGCGACGCCACACUGGCGAGAAACCCUUCAAGUGCGAUCUGUGCGAAAUGGCCUUUCCCCGGCACUCAGAGCUGGCCUCGCACCGCCGGAUGCACACCGGCGAGAAGCCAUUCCACUGCACAGUCUGUGGCAAGGACUUUGCUCGCUCAGAUAAGCUUAAGCGUCAUAUGCUCACGCACAGCGGUCUGAAACCGCACAAAUGCACCUACUGCGAGAAGAGUUACCGCCAGGCUAAGGACCUGAAGCUUCAUCUCCAGCAGCACACCGGCGAAUGUCCUUUCGUGUGCGGCACCUGCGGCGAGCGCUUCAUCCAAAGCAGCACGCUGGAGAAGCAUCGGUUGAUGCGGCGUCACUUCGACGAGGUGGAGGCGUGGCUGAGGCGCCAAAAGUAAGGAGCUCAUGCAAUAAAUACAAUUUGGUCUAGUAUAAAA
Drosophila mauritiana is the source of this 2944-nucleotide messenger RNA. RefSeq names its product zinc finger protein 91. Gene Ontology annotation, cellular component: nucleus. The record is from RefSeq and is a predicted model, not a curated record. The transcript is spliced from 5 exons. Lineage: Eukaryota; Metazoa; Arthropoda; Insecta; Diptera; Drosophilidae. Bases 95 to 2905 code for a protein of 936 amino acids. Gene Ontology annotation, molecular function: zinc ion binding.